Molecule: messenger RNA, 7947 nt
Organism: Bufo gargarizans (Asiatic toad)
Lineage: Eukaryota; Metazoa; Chordata; Amphibia; Anura; Bufonidae
Gene: PDE4D
Product: phosphodiesterase 4D
Exons: 15
Coding region: 429-2672 (747 amino acids)
Biological process (GO): regulation of cardiac muscle cell contraction; signal transduction; cAMP catabolic process
Cellular component (GO): perinuclear region of cytoplasm; cytosol; nucleus
Molecular function (GO): ATPase binding; transmembrane transporter binding; 3',5'-cyclic-AMP phosphodiesterase activity
Source: RefSeq, a predicted model, not a curated record
AGGCAGGGAGGCAGUGCUGCUUCACCUCUGUAUAGGCAGGGAGGCUGCCAGGCUUCACCUCUGUAUAGGCAGGGAGGCAGUGCUGCUUCACCUCUGUAUAGGCAGGGAGGCUGCCAGGCUCCAGCUCCCCUCCCUCUACAGACACAGCUGCAGUAUAGGAGCCGAUAGUAGCACAGCCUCCAGGGCUCUCACAAGGCAGCGCUCAUGAAAGGCUCAGCCCUGGUCUCCUGAACAUUGCCCAAAGAGCCAGUGCCGAGGAUACUGAGGAGGGGCACCGGUGGGAUGUCUCCAGGGCUUCAGUGGAGGAGUCAGGAGCUGAGAACAUCCACACCAUGUUACUAACAGAAGACUAACCUGCUCUGCUGCAAGCAGGUAGGUUGCCCCCUCAACACCUAUCGUCUAGACUUCACCCAACUCGCAGAGAAGACAUGGCUCAGCAGCAGCCAGCACCCAGCUCCGACACCCUGGCUGUUCCAGAAGCGGAUAGCUCCCAUUGUCCUAACGCGUGGCUUAAUGAGGACCAGGUCAAGACUUUAAGGGAGAACCUGUUGCAGCAUGAGAAGUCCAAAGGCUCCAGGAAGACUUCUCCUGUGUCCCCCAGGCUGUCCCCGAUCAUCUCCCCCAGGAACUCCCCCAGGCUCCUCCGCAGGAUGCUGCUCAGCAGUAACAUACCCAAGCAGAGGCGCUUCACUGUGGCUCAUACAUGCUUUGACGUGGACAAUGGCACCUCAUCGGGACGGAGUCCCCUGGAUCCCAUGACAAGCCCAGGAUCAGGGCUGAUUUUACAGGCCAACUUUGUCCACAGCCAACGAAGGGAAUCAUUUUUGUACAGGUCAGACAGCGACUAUGACCUCUCUCCAAAGUCCAUGUCUAGAAACUCCUCCAUCGCUAGCGACAUACAUGGAGAUGACUUGAUUGUAACACCAUUUGCUCAGGUACUGGCCAGUCUCCGUACUGUAAGGAAUAAUUUUGCUGCACUAACCAACCUGCAAGAUCGAGCACCCAGCAAACGAUCAACAAUGUGUAACCAACCAUCCAUCAACAAAGCAAGUAUACCAGAGGAGGCCUAUCAAAAACUGGCCAGUGAGACCCUGGAGGAGCUGGACUGGUGCUUGGACCAGCUGGAAACCUUACAAACCAGGCACUCUGUCAGUGAGAUGGCCUCAAACAAGUUCAAGAGAAUGCUCAAUCGGGAGCUCACCCAUCUAUCAGAGAUGAGCCGGUCAGGCAACCAGGUUUCAGAAUAUAUUUCAAACACCUUCUUAGAUAAACAGCAUGAAGUGGAGAUGCCAACGCAGGCCCAGAAAGAAAAGGAAAAGGAAAAGAAAAAGAGGCCCAUGUCACAGAUUAGCGGGGUGAAGAAAUUAAUGCACAGCUCUAGCCUGACUAAUUCAAGUAUUCCAAGGUUUGGAGUAAAAAGCGAAGAUGAAGACUCUCUAGCCAAGGAACUUGAUGAUGUGAACAAAUGGGGCCUUAACAUUUUUAAAGUAGCUGAAUAUUCUGGAAACCGACCUCUUACAGUCGUUAUACAUACAAUAUUUCAGGAACGAGAUCUGUUGAAGACCUUUAAAAUACCAGUAGACACUUUAGUUACGUACCUAAUGACUCUAGAAGAUCACUAUCAUGCGGAUGUGGCUUACCAUAAUAAUAUACAUGCAGCGGAUGUUGCUCAAUCUACUCAUGUGCUGCUAUCAACCCCUGCUUUGGAGGCUGUUUUCACAGAUCUGGAAAUUCUUGCUGCGAUCUUUGCAAGUGCAAUACAUGAUGUUGAUCACCCUGGUGUUUCCAACCAGUUUCUAAUCAACACAAACUCAGAAUUAGCCUUGAUGUACAAUGACUCAUCGGUUCUGGAGAACCACCAUUUAGCUGUGGGAUUCAAGCUGCUACAAGAAGAGAACUGUGACAUUUUCCAGAACUUGACCAAAAAGCAGAGACAAUCAAUACGGAAAAUGGUCAUUGACAUAGUGCUUGCAACAGACAUGUCCAAGCAUAUGAACUUACUGGCCGAUUUAAAAACCAUGGUUGAAACCAAGAAGGUGACAAGUUCGGGAGUCCUUCUCCUUGACAACUAUUCGGAUAGGAUACAGGUUCUGCAGAAUAUGGUUCAUUGUGCAGAUCUCAGUAAUCCAACCAAACCACUGCAGCUAUACCGACACUGGACAGACCGAAUCAUGGAGGAAUUCUUCAGGCAAGGAGACCGGGAAAGAGAACGAGGGAUGGAAAUAAGCCCCAUGUGUGAUAAGCACAAUGCAUCUGUGGAGAAAUCACAGGUUGGGUUCAUAGACUACAUUGUUCAUCCAUUAUGGGAGACAUGGGCAGACCUUGUUCACCCAGAUGCCCAAGAUAUUCUAGACACACUGGAGGACAACCGAGAAUGGUAUCAAAGCACAAUUCCCCAGAGUCCAUCCCCUGCACCCGAUGAGCAGGAAGAAGGGAGGCAAGGCCAAACAGAUAAAUUCCAGUUUGAACUUACACUGGAAGAAGAUGGGGAGUCAGACACCGAAAAGGACAGUGUGAGUCAAGUGGAAGAGGACACCAGUUGUAGUGACUCAAAGACCCUUUGUACCCAGGACUCGGAAUCAACUGAAAUCCCACUUGAUGAACAAGUGGAAGAAGAAGAAAAUCAGACAGAACCUAGCGCACUAGAAGGACAGCACUCUCCAGACACGUAACAGUGUGGAAAGCUUUCUCUUUUGAUUUUUUUUGUUAGGUUUUUCUUUUCUUUUUGAAGAAAAAGAAAUGGUUUCCAAAGUGCAUGAAACGGGCCGCAACCAUGCUCACACCUCACUGUCAUCUGCCAGGAUAUUUGUUGAUCAAAAUUGACCUAGUUUACUCAGUUUGGCACUCAGGAAUUUUAACUGAAAUUCAUUUCACAACAGUGAGAAGCUAACAGGAAACUUUGGCAGACGAGCAUUUCAUCUACCCUAAACGGUUUAAUUCCUUUUUUAAUUUUUUUUUUUCCGUUUUGUGGAGUGACAAGACCAAGGAAGACCAUGCGGCUUAGCUUGCAAGAGACAAACGGAACCAACAGAAUUUUUUUUUUAAAAAGGAGUAAAUACGGUGUUCUCCUUUUUGUAAAAAAUAAAUUAAAUUCUCAUUUCGGGACACAUUGUGGAUGGCAUGGCAUCAUAGCAAGAUGAUGAGCUUCGGAGAUGACAUGAUUUUCUAAUUUUAAGUCUUCCUGAUAAAAUGACUGAAAAUAUAAAAAAAAAAAUAUUUGCCGCUCUUUGGGCUGCAACAUACUCUGCAUUUUGUACCAUAUGUAACACAAAGAUUUUUUUUGUAGAGCUUACUUUUAUUAUUAAACAUAUUGAGGUAUUCUAUUAAAAAAAAUAAACGUUAAAAAAAACAAAAAACAACAAAACACAACGAAAAAAGGUACAUUCAUCCGCCACUAAUUUUUAUUUAUUUUUUUCCAAAGAGUAACUUGCAAGUUUUGAGUACAAGUAACGUGCUACACUGGAUGACUUCUCCAGGUUAUGGAUUUUUUUGCACCUUAGAAUUUCAUAGCAAUUGAUUGGACUGUAGAGAUCCAUUCUUUUAUAUGCUUGUAUCUUUCUUAAAGACACUGUCUUGCAGGAAACCCUUUCAGUACAAUGUAGAUUUUAAUCCUCUUUUAAUGUUCCGAUUAGCACAGAAAGAAUGCAUUGGCCACUUUCCCCAUAUAUUGUGGAAGGUCACCCUUUCAUCAUGUACAGGUUUACCCAGUCUCAGUGUUUCACACCUUGCUACACCCCAAAAUAGGGAUACCGUCAUCUAGUGGAUUGUGUGACCGACUGGCCCAUGCUGUCAGCCGCUUGUGUCCGUGAAUCUAAUGUUAAUGCAAAGAUGUUUCAUGCUGAAUGCCUUUCCCUUUUUUUCAUCCUGAUCUAAUUGGCUUAUGUGCAAUCUAUAAUAGCAAAUGUUCUGCGUUCCUUAGAAGUAUAGAGCAUCCCAAACACACACGUAUGUGUAUGCAUGUGUGUAUACAUACAUACUUAACCGUACGUCACCAACAGGCAGCAUCAGACUCACCAUCCUGUUCCAAAAAAUGCACAAUAUUAAGCACCCACCAUGUAUAUCUUAAAAAAAAAAAACCUCUCUAUUCUCUCUCUACCUGUUUAAUGUAGCAGUGCUAAAUAAGCAGCACUACUAGCGAAGCUUAUCGUACUGCUAGCAAACGUCUGUCUAAGCUCAUCCGUACGCCGUAACAAAGUGCAUCUACCUGCAUGCAGAGUUAUGUUGUUUGUGUAUAAUAUUGGCCAAAAAAUAUUUUUGACAAAAACGGAAAAAAAAAAAAAAAGUUCUUUACAAAGGACUUCAGCCUUUGGUGUAGCCUUAAGUGUCUCUUACUUGUGUUUCACGCCUUUAGAAUGGCUCAUUUGGCAAGCGAAUUUGUAGACAAGUCUCCUUUUGCAGUUUUACCUCCAGCAUCUAUCUGCAUAAAUGCUUUGACUAGAAGAACCCACUGUGCUGUCCCAUACGCAGGGAUAUUUCCAUUCCACACAUUACUCAUCCCUGUCGCUCACCUCCUGCCCAUGGAGUGCCUGGAAUGUAACAAUGUAAAAAAAAAAAGAAAAAAAGAAAAAGAAAAAAAAGCAAUAUUAUUUCCAAAAAUAAAGGUCGACCUGAAAGGGUUCACAACUGCACUAAUGGAAAUUGUUUCAUACAACAAUAUGUCACCUCCAUUAAGCAUGCAAAAAAAUAAAUAAAAAAAUAAUAUAUAUAUAUUAUUCUAAAAAGAAAUCACGCUCACCAUCCAUAGACAAUCAGCGAGUAUGACGAGUGUUUUGGUCGGUAAAUCGAAUGCACUGUAAAAUCCUUUUCUUUCCUUUUUUUUCCUUCUAUUUUCCUGUUUGCCAAAGUUUGCAAUUAUUUUAUUCUAAUUAAUAGUUAAAAAGUGACUUUUUAUUUAUAUAUAUAUUUUUUUCCGAACAUUAAAUGUUUUUGUUUUUUUUUUGCCAUAAAUCAACUGCAACACUUUUGUUGCUGUAUGGCAGCGAUUUAUAUUCUUUUUAUUCAUUUUUUUUAUCUUUUUUAUUUUUUCUGUUUUAACGAGCGGUUAUUUUGAAGGUACAACCUAUUGAUUUCAAAGGAAAAAAAAAACUUGAACGAAAUGGAUUUACAGAGCCGUGUCAAAGUGCAAAGUGUUUUAUUUUAUUAUUCUUAUCAACAUAUUUAUUACUUUUGUGCCAUUCAUGAUUUUCCUCACCGGAUGACCUUACCUGUAAUACAGUCUUGUUUGUCUCUGUUUACAACCAUGUAUUUAUUCUAAUGUACAUAAUGUUAAUUGUAAAAUACCAGUUAUUAUUAUUAUUGUUAUGACAUCAUCUGGAAACAGGCGGUGUUCUUAUAUCUUGAAACUCUUGGUGAGAGAAUGAAUAUUCUGUAUAUUUACUUCUGUAUAUUUUUCUUCUGUAUUAUAAUGUCACCUUAAAGCUUCUUUAUGGAAAAUCUUAAAAAAGAAAAAAAUCUUAAAAAAAAAAUAUGCUAUGGUAAAUAUAAAAGUUGCAGGUCUUUGGUCCCAGGGCUGUGCCUUAACUCUGAACUAUAUUUUAAUGUGUUUUGCUGCAUUUGGAAUGAGAGUUGAAGGAAAAAGGCUGGGCAUUUUCUUGAGAUUUUUUUUGUUCGUUUCAACCAUGCACUUUUUUAUAAUUUAUUUCAUACCAAACUAGAGACUAGAAGUAAGGUCAAUACAGUUUUAUGUUUCUUCUUCUCAGAUCAUGACAUCAUACAAGAGCAUAACUACAGGGGGUACAGCCUCUUUGGUCACACCCAGGCCCUGGCACCUGAAGGGGACCCAAAAAGGUUCCUCUGUUUAAUAGGAGGAGACCAGUACUAUAAUAACAGUUGGGGGUCCAAUAUUUGCAUUGGUUCCAGGAGCUUCAAUUUACAUCUUAUACCAGGGUCUUGCACAGGUCACAGUUCAAACACUACAAAAGUGGGCCAUAAAAUCAUAACUGUACUGUACGGUAAAUGAUUUCUUAUGUGAGAUCAUUUUUAAUACAAUUUUUUUCCAAUAAAAAAUAAAUAAAUAGUGUAAAGACAAGGGUGAAAAUUAUUUUAAUUUAAUAAAAAAUUUUCUAGAUAUGUUUUCCGCUUUUGCCAUUGUAAAAUAGAAUUGCUGUUACAACUGUGACACAAACUGAGCUGUAGAUAAUUGAAAGGGGAUAAGAACUAGGGAGGUGUGGAAUUUUUCAAAAUUAUUACUUAAAAUGAUUUCCAAUUAUUAUACAGCCCAGACUUGUAACAAACACAGGAAGUGAAUGGAGGAUUUACUCUGUGAAAGUGAAGACUUUAUAUGGAAUCUAUACAUAGUUUAAAAAAAUAUAUAUGUUUAGAUUUCGUAUUAAUUUCACUUGCUUGUGCAAAGUGCCACAGCGGGUGCACGAAAAUAUUUAAAGGGGUUUUCCGAGAUAUUUUAACUGAUGACCUAGCAUCUGGAUAAGUCAUCAGUAUCUGAACGGUGGGGGUCUGAUACCUGCGAUUCCUGCCAAUCAGUUGUUUUAGAAGGUACUGGCGUUCGCAGCAGCGCCUCGGCUUUCUCGCAGCUUUCCCUAGGCCAUGUGAUGUUACGUUCAUCGGUCACAUGACAUAGGCGCAGCUCAGCCCCACUAUACAAUGUACGGCGCUGUGCUUGGUGAGCGGAGAGAAGGCCGCGUCGCUACCGCUAGUGUUGGGACCUUCUCAAACAGCUGAAUCGCAGGGGUCCUGGGUGUCAGACCCCCACUGUUCAGAUGAUGAUGACCUAGCCAAAGGAUAGAUCAUGAGUUAAAAUAUCUCAGAAAACCCUUUUAACAUAUAUACACACACCUACAGUCGCACAUACAUAAUGUAUACAUAUGUGUACAUGCAAACCUAUAUACUUUUCACAUCUUACAUCACAUUUUAUGUUCUCUUUGCUCUAUUUUUCUUUGCAUUACCCACCAAAGCAAUAUUUAAUCCGUGCGUUUCGUAUGUUUCCGCAUACAGUUAUAUGUAUACUAUAGUAGGGUUAGCAUAACCCGUUGUAGCAGAAUUUUCAGUAUUGCUGUACUGCAUGUAUAGGAAGCGCCUCCGAUGGUCACGCUUCAAAAUAAUGACACUAAUACUAGUGGUCUAGUAAUCCAAAGCUUAUCUGUUUUGUAGAGACAGUAAUGUAUAGCGUAGAUACCAUUGUACAGAUAUGUAUAGUUGCACUAUUAUAAUAAAAUAAAAAAUUCACAUAUCUUCCUAUAGAUUAUUUAAGCAAACGGCAUAGGUGGAAUGAGGGAAGACUGUAGGGGAUGACUUGACCACCAAAGGCUCAUGGCCUUCGUCAUAGUCAUUCCCCUCCUACGUUAUGUCCGAUACGGACUGUGUUGCUUUGUACAUUUUAUAGCAUUGAAGCAACAUAGUUUUCUGCCUCAAAUGAUGGGUGUGUUUUACAAGUGUAAGGCCACCCUGCUCUCUUACGUAGGUGGUACAAGCUGGUCACAGUUGGCUACGCAGCCGAUUUGGCCAGUCGUCUUUUUCCCAUUCGACACCAAUUGUGCUUUCGGCCAGUCAUACCCUCUUAGCACUGUAUUAUAUGACGCGACACUAUGAAGUUUAUAUUUCAUUCCAUCACUGCCCAGCCAUCAAAGUCGGUGACUGUUCCAUGAAAGGGGAGAUUCUUUUUCGUAGGUAAUCAGAGCCUCCUUUUUGACACACAAACUGUAGAUUUUAGCAGCCCUGGUCCAAAGGAUUUUGAUCGCUUUUCUUUUAAACCAUAUUUGAAAAAAAAGGGAUUCUCAAACUACAUAAGUCCUGAAUAAUUUAUGUUCUUUUUGUUGGUUUUCUUUUGUAUUUUUCUUCGUUUUGGGUAUGUCAGUACAAUGGCAUCCUGUGUGAACACUGCAAUGAUUUUCAAUGUUUCUUAGCCUCUUUAACAGCCUAUGGGAUAGUACUGUACAUCAAUAUCUUCAUAUAAAUUUUUUAUAUGCAAUGAAAAUAAAAGCAUGGGUUGGU